AUGAUGCGUUUUCUCAGUCGACCUCAAGUUAAUGCUAUCCUUAUUUUGGCAACUCCUGUAAUGCUUGUAGUAGCAGAGAGUGGAAGGGGCUACGAGUGUGAGGAAACGUUAUUCAGACAAGCGGAAAUUAACCAAGUGGCUGAAACCAUGAGGGGCCUGAUGAGAUCGAAUCCGAAUGUUCCAUGUUCUGAUAGAAAAAAGCUAAACCUCCCCGAAUGCGUCACAAAUUGGCCUAAACCAGGUUCUGAGCUAAGGCACUCAUUCCCGAUCAAAAAACUCUCCAGAUCACUUGAAUAUGAUGACGCAGGUCCAUAUCGUGUUUUGACUGAUUUAAACGGUAAAGUCUCUACGUUGUUAAUUGUCAAUGAAGGAACAUGGAAAGAUUGUACUCCCGCCCUGAUAUACCCGUAUGGUGAUAAAAUCAGUUAUGAAAUUGACUCAGAGGCCGAAUACAAAAAUGAAAUUGAAAGUUGUAUUAGAAGAUUCCAAAAUAAUUGUGGGUUCAUCCAAAACAAUCGCGCCAAGCUCAGAGAUAAUUGUGGCACAAUCAUAAAUAAUUGCGGUGUAAUCGAAAAUAAUUACGGGCGAGUCGUUAAUAAUUAUGGCAUAAUCGGAAAAAAUAAUGUGGACGAUAGGAGUACUUCCAGAAGUAGAUCCAGAGGUGACUUAAGCCAGGCGGAAAGCGUUGGAACUAGUUCCAGGGACAUGUUUAGACAUUACAGAACCUGGACAAAAAGUAAUCCAAGAGGUAAUUCCGGGAGCCACAAAAGCAGUACCAAAAUCAGCCCAAAUUUUUCUCUACAAAAUCAGGGCGAAUACGGAAGCGAACACCAAAUUGGCUCGAGAAGAAGUUCCAAUAGUCACAACAGAAAUUCUAGAACUAGCCAGGGCAGUUCAAUACAAGACCAACGUGGCUCUAGAGUCGACCCUGACAUCGAUCAUGAAACCAGCUUUCGAAGAAAUCCUGGAGGCAUCCGAGGUAAUUACAGGACUAGCCCGAGAACUUUCAUGGAGAAGCAGGGCGAAUCUGAAAGCGAAUCUGAAAGCGAAUCCGAAGGCGAACCUGAAAUUAGUUCUGGAACGAAUUUAAUUAUUUAG
Messenger RNA from Blumeria graminis f. sp. triticale, 1098 nucleotides. The record is from the annotation of a GenBank genome assembly. Lineage: Eukaryota; Fungi; Ascomycota; Leotiomycetes; Helotiales; Erysiphaceae.